Sclerotinia sclerotiorum 1980 UF-70 is the source of this 897-nucleotide messenger RNA. RefSeq lists its product with no specific name. The coding region runs from base 1 to 897 and encodes 298 amino acids. The record is from RefSeq and is a predicted model, not a curated record. Gene Ontology annotation, molecular function: nucleic acid binding; zinc ion binding. Lineage: Eukaryota; Fungi; Ascomycota; Leotiomycetes; Helotiales; Sclerotiniaceae. The transcript is spliced from 2 exons.
AUGUCGGCAAGUGCAGGGACCCCAACGAGUGCGCCAAAAGCCAUGUCUUCGAGGCUUUUGACCAUGAAAUUUAUGCAGCGUGCUGCUGCUGCAUCUCCUACAAAUGCAUCGCCUUCUUCAUUGGAUGAGCCAUCGCCAAAACGACAAAAGACGGCACAAAAUACUCCUACAAAGUUCAAUGUCGACUCUUUGGCCGACAACCGCGCGAUUCAAGCAGCAAUAGAGGAAGAGGAAGCCAAGAAGCAAGCUGCAUUAGAUCGAGCAGCCGCAGAAGCAGGAGAUACACGAUGGGUUCUGAGUUUCGAGGGAAGGAAAAACCUUAAUACUCCUAAGAAUAUAUUGCGAGUUGUGCAAACUAGCUUCGCAAAAUUAGAUCUUCCUUCUCCGACGAAGGUGCAGCAUACUGAUGAUGGCGAUAACAUUUUUGGAGAUGAUAAACCAUUCAUGGUUGGAAGAAGAAGCUUUGGAAAGUUCAAUAAAGUUUUAGAGAAUCCAGAUAUAGAAUUUUCAUCACCAUCAGAGGAGGAGGAAAGUGAUCACGAAGAAUCCGCUGAUGAAGAUAGUGAGGAUGACCCAACAGGCGCAAAAGAGUUGAUAAAGGCUUCAAAACAGGAAGCAAUAAAACGGGCUAAAGAAGAACGAAAAGCCAAGAAGAAGGCAGAAAAGGCGGAACUGUUGGAGCUAUCUAAAAAGAGAAAGAAGAAGCAUGUCUCAUUAAACGGUUUGACAUCAUUAUCUGGCUCCGGAGGGAGCGCAUUUGGCUCGGGAGGUGCGAAUAAAUCAGACAUAAAAUGCUAUACGUGUGGAGGAAACCAUAUCGCAAGGGAUUGUCCAAGGCCGAAGAGGAAACAUCAAGGAGAUGGUGGGCCACCGAGGAAAUCUCAAAGGACGAAAUGA